This is a messenger RNA of Asparagus officinalis (garden asparagus), 1620 nucleotides long. RefSeq lists its product as uncharacterized. The record is from RefSeq and is a predicted model, not a curated record. Gene Ontology annotation, molecular function: mRNA binding. The transcript is spliced from 3 exons. Gene Ontology annotation, cellular component: cytoplasm. The coding region runs from base 206 to 1093 and encodes 295 amino acids. Lineage: Eukaryota; Viridiplantae; Streptophyta; Magnoliopsida; Asparagales; Asparagaceae.
UAUUAUCGGGUCGGGUCCUGGGUGCAACCGCUAUAAUUUGGAUCCGGAACUGAUAAUGAGUAAAAUAUGGGGUCAAAAUAACAGGAACCGAAUGGGUCUAUAAACCCUAAAACCCCUUCGAAACUGAAAAUUCUCCGUUCUUCAAGCGAGAGCAAAAAUUCAGCAGAAAAACAGAGAGGAAGAAAGGGAACAAUAAAAUCUCGAAAUGGGUUUUGUCAAACCCCUAUGCUCAAACUCCAGAGCCCUAUCUUCCCUCUUUUCAAAAACCCCCUCCAACAUUUCCGUCGUCACAAAACCAAAACCAGUAACCACCAAGAAACCUUCACUCUAUUCCCUCUUCAUAACAAAUCCCUCCAAUCUCUCAGACCCUGGUAAAUCCUCAACAAAUUGGAAACUACCCAUCAAGGACUCUGCUUCAAAAUCUUCCCAUCUUUCAAGCCCCAUGAGAUCCUCCACAAAUGGGAAAUUACUCAUCAAGGACCCUGCUUCAAAAUCUACCCAUCUUUCAGACCCCAAGAUUUCCUCAACAAAUGGAAAAUUACAGAGUAAGGACAGAACUGCAGGGGAAGAGGAGGAGUCUCCUAUGGAGUUGUCGCUGGAAGCGAAGAUGCUUGUUUGCAGAUUGAUGGAAGAUGGAUAUUUGAAAAAUGGGACUCUUUGCCGGACCUGGGAGGCAUUUGAUGUUCAGAAGAUUCCUACAAAUUUGUGUUUUCGGAAUUUCUUGAAGACUGCGGCUGAGAAGUUUGGAAGGGAUUGUCAAGAAGUUGCUAAAUGGUUGUCUGGAAGCGACUUAAAAAAGAUUGCGCUCUUUGGUUGCCCAUCAACAGAGAGAAAGUCAGUGUUUGCAGCCAAAAGACUGCGUGCAUUCUUCCACAUUCAAGAAGAAGUUGUAUGCCGGGCUUGCACACUGAGAACCUCAUGCAAAUUUAUGAACAAGAAAGUGGGCACAAUGAACAAAGUGAUACUAGAAGAUGUAAUGAGACUAAUUACUGUCUAUACUUUGGAUUCAGUCCCAAGCCAAAUGGUGAUACCUGAUGAAGUGAAGUUUUCUGUUAGCAAAUUGGUGAAGGCGUUACUUAACCUGACUGAAUGAUGGAAUCUGAAACCAUUUCUUUUGCUAUAACACCACUAUGGAUAGUAGCAUAUCAAAUUGAGAAAUUUGUUGAUAACCCACUUGGGACGAUCUGUUAGAAACAUCCGAAUUGUAAGUGGUCAUUGUCAUGCUGAUCAUGUGUAGGGUGUUAAAGAGCAUAGCCCCCAAUCUCAUCAGCAUUCCAAAGGUUUGGUGCCAUGAAAGGGAUAAUUAAGAUGGCAUCAGAGGUUCAUCUCACUGGUUAAGCAUUAAAUUGUGAGUUUCAGAUUUUGGCCAUGAAAAAGUUCAAACUGCAAGGUCAUGUUAGAAUAUAAUUCUCAACACUCAACACAACUGCGAAGUUUUGGUGCAGUAGGAGGGAUCUUUAAUGUAGAGCAUGUCAUAACUUUGUGCUUCAAAGAUGAGGUAAAUCUUAAUGCAAGCUUUGUCUUUUCUUAUUUUGUGAUAAAUUUUAUUUAUAGCUAUUCUUCGUUUUGUAAUGUAACUACAAUGCUGACAGCUAUAGAUGCUAUCUUUACCUUGUGGAA